AUGCUUCCCCGACAUCUUCAAAGUUUCGUAGUGAGGAACGCUCUAUCACGAAAUAUUUCUUCUCACCCAAACCUGUCUUCCUUGCAACCACGAAAUUUCCAACCCACAAGUUCCAUCCAGACGCGCCAGUCCCGACGUGGAUUUCAUUCAUCACCUUUACGUCGAAACGAACUUCCCAAAUCGCCUUUUCAGACGUUUGUGGAUGUCCUGAAGGACGAAUUGAAGAAAAACAGAGAAUUGCAGGAUAAUGUCAAACAAUUGCAGGGAGAUGUGGAUAAGUUCCAGGACUCGGAGGCAAUGAAGAAGGCCAAGGCAGCGUAUGAAAGGGCUAGACUCACGUCCAGUAUUAAAGAAAACCCUCGAUUACGAGCUGCAGCUGAAGAACUUCGUAAUACUGGAGUCAAAGUCAGCGACGCAGUUAGCGAGGCUCUGAAGACAAUGGAAGAGUCAGAAAUAAUGCGUGCUAUAUCCAAAGCAUCCGCCGCGGUUUCUAGUACGAUUGAGAAAUCUACUGAACCAAUACGAAAGACAGCUGCGUAUAAGAGUCUGGCGGAAACUGUGAUUGAUGCGCUAGAUGACAGUGGGAGUGCAAAACAUGCUGGCUUCGAGGAGAAGGAGGCACGGAGGCUCAGGAGGCAGCGAAGGUUAGAGAAAGCUGGGAGGAGUGGGAAUGGAUUGGGUGUUGGCGGAAGGGUGGCUGCCAAUGCAGAAGCUGGCUCAGCGCUCGUCCUUCACGCCUCUUCGCCAAAACAAGAAAAAUGGGAAACUCUCAAACAGACCAAUCCGCUCCUUCGAACACUUUCUUCGUGGAAAUCUGCGUAUGAUGAUUCAGAAAACCCUGUGGUGUCGUCAAUGCGAAGCGUGACUGAUACCGUUGCUGGGUGGUUUGAAGAAAACGAGACGGCGCAGGUGGCGAGAAUGAUGAAGGCGCUGGACCCUGGGUUCACGCAGGAUGGAUUCGAACGAGAGUUGAGAGAGUAUAUUGUUCCGGAGGUCGUGGAUGCGUAUUUGAGUGCGGAUCAGGAAGCGUUGAGGGCUUGGUGUGGUGAAGGUACUUAUAACGUUCUGUGGGCGACGAUGGAGCAAUACCUUCGUCAAGGGCUCGUCAGCGACUCGAAAGUGCUUGAUAUACGACAAGUCGAUAUCUCUGCAGGAAAAAUACUCGAUAACGACCUUCCGGUUUUCGUCAUCCAAUUUAAUACCCAGGAAGUACUCUUGUUUAGAAAUGCCAAGACGAAGGAGGUCAUGGUUGGUGCUGAAGACAGGGUAGAACAGUGCAUUUAUGUUGCAGUGGUGACGAGGGUGGAAGAGGAAUUGGGGAAUGAGCUAACAGGUGGAUGGAAGGUUAUCGAGAUGGCGAGACGAAGCGCGAGAGCGUAUCUGUGA
This is a messenger RNA of Lentinula edodes (shiitake mushroom), 1386 nucleotides long. RefSeq names its product mitochondria import inner membrane translocase TIM44 subunit. The record is from RefSeq and is a predicted model, not a curated record. Gene Ontology annotation, molecular function: protein-folding chaperone binding. The coding region runs from base 1 to 1386 and encodes 461 amino acids. Gene Ontology annotation, cellular component: mitochondrial inner membrane. Lineage: Eukaryota; Fungi; Basidiomycota; Agaricomycetes; Agaricales; Omphalotaceae. Gene Ontology annotation, biological process: protein import into mitochondrial matrix. The transcript is spliced from 5 exons.